ACAAUUUUUUUGUUUCGCUUGAAACGUUGACGUGUAUACAUCGCUUGUUCGUAUCGGUUUCUGCUUUCGUGUUCGGGUUUACUCCCUCUCUUUGAGUGCGUUUUUAUAAGUCCGUUAGUGGCUAGAAGGCUGUAAGGACACGGUGACAUCAUGCCACCCACAAUCACUGCCAACAAGUCGCAUGACUUUAAGGCCCACUACGAUCUCGCCCAUAUGCAGGAUGGAGAGACAGACGAUGCAUAUGUGCAGAGAAUCACGAGAUACUCUGAUGGAACUGUCAAAUUGCGCAACUCGAACAUUGAGCUGAUGGACCAGGAUAUUCUCUAUCAUCUGGCUUUGGGCAGUGAGAGUCAUGAUCUUCAAGAGAUGUUUGGCGACGUUAAGUUCGUUUGCAUGGGCGGAACACCGAAGCGCAUGGAGAACUUUGCACACUUCAUUAUGGACGAGAUAGGUUACAAGCUGCCCGCUGGCACCCAGCUGCAGGACAUCAGUGCCUACUCGUAUCGCUACUCGAUGUACAAAGUUGGUCCUGUGCUUUGUGUCAGUCACGGCAUGGGAACGCCCUCGGUCAGCAUUCUGAUGCACGAGAUGAUCAAGCUGAUGUACCAUGCCAAGUGCAUUGAUCCGAUCUUCAUACGCAUCGGCACUUGUGGCGGCAUCGGAGUGGAGGGCGGCACUGUCAUCAUCACCGAGGAUGCCCUCGAUGGUCAGCUUAGGAAUUCCCAUGAAUUCACCAUUCUUGGCGAGACUGUGCACCGUCCGGCCAAGUUGGACAAGAAGCUGGCCCGUGAUCUGAAAUCCCUGCACAGUGCCGACGAUCCCUAUGACACCAUCAUCGGCAAGACCCAGUGCACAAAUGAUUUCUACGAGGGCCAGGGCCGUCUGGAUGGCGCCUUCUGCGAGUUCACCGAGAACGAUAAGAUGGCCUACCUGGAGAAGCUUCGCGACCAUGGUGUGGUCAACAUCGAAAUGGAGAGCACCAUCUUCGCAGCCCUGACCCACCAUGCCGGCAUUAAGGCAGCCGUCGUCUGUGUGGCUAUUCUGAAUCGUCUGAACGGCGAUCAGGUGAACGCCCCCAAAGAGGUCCUGCACGAGUGGCAGCAGCGCCCCCAGAUACUUGUGGCACGCUACAUACGGAAGGUGCUAACCCGCGACGGCCAGCUGAAGAAUCUGUUCGGGCAUCAGGGAUCGAUAAAGUCGCCCCGUCGCUUCAAGCUCGUCCAGCAGGAGUCCCAGGCCCACGAGUAGACACUCGAUCAUCUUGCCUGUCCCUAUCAUUUGAGGAUACCCUCUACGAAUAUCGGUGUCGCAUCUCUCCAGUAUACAAUGGUGUUUCAACAUUCCCUAGUUUAGCUCUGCUUAAGUUCCUAGCUUCAUUUCCGUGUAUAUCAACCUCAUUAGCUUAUUUAAACCCAAGCAUAUUGUAUGUAUAUUCAUUUAGCAAUAAAAUGCUGAACUGCGUUCCCUACGUCCCACAAAAAUCUAAUACGUAUAUCGUAUAUCGUGUAACCGUUUAUAUUUAGAUAUACAUAUAUCAAAGGUUAUCAAAAAUAAAUGAAAUCACAAAAUGGUUUUCGAAAAAGGAGAACGAAGCUAAUAACAAAUAGAUCAAAUAAAAAAAAAUUGUUAAUUGUUAUGUUGCAUAUUCUACAUGGAGCUAAUCGAUAAUAAUGAAUGGAUUCAUAACAAAUAGUUCCAUGAACCUAAAAUAAUAUUUCAUAAAUUAUUCAAUUCAAUUGUAUUGUAAUUCCUAAACAUUGGUUAAAUGUAAAUGUUGAUUAAUGUUGCUAACUUAUCUCAAGCCUAUAUACUGUAUAACGAAACCAACAGCUUAUCUUACUCUAUCAAAUUCUAUCAAUCCAAAACAAAAUCAA
This is a messenger RNA of Drosophila miranda, 1874 nucleotides long. RefSeq names its product uridine phosphorylase 1. Gene Ontology annotation, molecular function: uridine phosphorylase activity. The record is from RefSeq and is a predicted model, not a curated record. Gene Ontology annotation, cellular component: cytoplasm; cytosol. The transcript has 5 exons. NCBI's taxonomy places the organism in Eukaryota, Metazoa, Arthropoda, Insecta, Diptera, Drosophilidae. Bases 151 to 1248 code for a protein of 365 amino acids. Gene Ontology annotation, biological process: uridine catabolic process; nucleotide catabolic process.